This is a messenger RNA of Pelagomonas calceolata, 1323 nucleotides long. NCBI's taxonomy places the organism in Eukaryota, Pelagophyceae, Pelagomonadales, Pelagomonadaceae. The record is from the annotation of a GenBank genome assembly.
GCAGUGGCUGUGCCUGCCUGCUCAGUUAUCUCUGCGCCCGAGCUCCGUUUUGCAACAGAUUCGCAGCUGAACUCUCUCUGCGGCCACCAUCCACCGCUGUCGCGGACCUGCAUUGCUGUAGCACUGACACUGCACGCUGCCACGAUGUCGCCCGAAGGCGCCGCACUCGCAAAAUACAUCCGCGAGCAGUUAAACGGAGGCUGCAACACGAAACUCGACCUCUGCGCCCGGUUGCCGUGCGACGACGCCGAGCGCAGCGUGGUAGCGCUGCAGGACAUCAACGCGGGCGAGCUUUUACUACGAAUUCCCGUAGAGGGCUGCCUGCGCGGAAGGGGCGACGCCGUCGCGACUGAGCUCGCCGCGCGGCUGCAGCUAUCGGAUGCGUACGUCGCGACCCUACCUACAAACCCGCCUGGCCUCGAAACGUGGACGCCGGCCGAGCGCGCCUUAUUGCGAGGGACGCGGCUCGAAAAUGUUUCAAGGGGAGACGCGGACCGCGCGGCGUUGUUGGUGCGGACGCGGUGUGUCCACGUCUCCGAGGAUCAAGUCGCGAUGGUCCCCGGCGUCGACGCGUUGAACGACGCGUCGGGCCGCGCGGCGCCGGGCACCACUUUGAAAAUAGGAGCCUGCUUCGAGAUGGUCGCCGAACGUGACCUGUCUCAAGGCGAGGAAGUGACGCAUCGCUACGACGACGUUGUGGACGCCGCGGACUACUUAGAGCGCUACGGCUUCGCGCCGGUCGUAACAACGUGCUCCAAAGUCUUCGCGGUCGAGGACAUUGUUGAAGCGUCACAGAAUGCCGGGAGGCGAGAAGUUUGUUCGACCGUGCUGGCCGCCUCUCAAGGAAGAGUCUGCGUGACGCCGCAGGAGCCAUUGCCCGACGACCUGCUGAACGCCGUCCUCGUCUGUGUUUUGCAGGACGAGGAAGAGUUGGAGGAGCUCAUGGCGUGCACCAUCGAGGAUCACGAUGAAGACGGGCGGGAUCCCGCGGCUUGGUCAAAUGUUGACGCGCGGGGAUUACUACAGCAGGCGUCGGACGUUGAACGGGAUUUGGUCGCGGCGGGUCUGGCGCGGCUCGCUGACAAUGCGCUCGCGGCCUACGUUUUGAGCGCAUCUGCAGAGUGCGAUCCUUCCAGGGUCGAGGCGGCGCGGCGCGUCCGCGAUUCUGAAAGGAGCGCGUGCAUCGCGCUGCGGGCCGCGCUCAAAGAUAUGGCCUGGCUCGGGGCGGCGCCGGCGUCGCGGAAGCGGGGGCGCGACGAGGACCCGGAGGGAGCUUAAGUUGUUGUGUUCGUUGGUUGUUCUUCCAGCGGCGGCACCCACAAG